AUGGAAAAAAUAAAUGAAUUAAUUGAAUUAGUUGGAAAUGAUAGAAAAUAUAUUGAUACUUUGAUUAAAACAGAUCAGAUGGAAUUAUUGACUCAUGAAGGACUAAAUAGAGAUAAUAUUUUUGAUGUAAUAAAUCAAAUAAAAGAAUUUGAAUUAAUAUAUCCAGAUGGAUUAUUGAAAUAUCUAGAGAGAGCAAAAACACUUUUAAAAAAAUCAAAAAAGAAAAUUAAUAAAUAUGCAAACUACAUUAUAAAACAGCCAGAUAAUUUAAUUAAAAUAAAAUUUCAUUGGAGAGAUAUAUCAUUUAAAACUACUGAUUAUAACAAAACAUCCGAAAAAUUAUUAAUACAGAACACAUAUAUGGACAAUGGAACCUUUUUAAAUACUUUUUCUAAUCAUGCUAAUGAAGAAAUUUUUUAUAAUGAUACUACAUUUGCACAAAAUUCUAACUGCUUAUCUGAAGAAGGAAAUACACCAGAAACUAUUUCUUCUAAUGAAGAAUAUAAUGAUAUGAAUUAUUAUAAAAAAAGUUCUAUUCUUAUUAAUGAAUUAAAAGAGUUAAAUAGCAGAAAAAAUGUAAAAAAUUUAGAUGGUAUAAAUUUAACAGAAGAAGUAACAUCAGAAAAAAGUGAGAGCAGUACUUUGUCUAACAAUUCAAUUAUUGAAUUAUUCAUACAUUAUGAAAAAAUAGGAUUAAAAGAAAUUGAUAAAGUAUGUUUUAUUUUAUUAGCUGGAGGCUUAGGAGAAAGGUUAAACUACAAUGACAUAAAAUUAAAAUUAAAAACUAACUUAAUAUCUGAAAAAUCAUAUAUUGAAUAUUAUUGCAAUCAUAUAAAAACAUUUCAGAAUUAUAUAAAAAAAAAUAAAAAUAGAGAAGUAGAUAUUCCAUUCAUUAUAAUGUUAUCUGAUGAUACAUAUGAAAAGACAAUAAAUUUUUUUAAUGAAAAUAAUUUUUUCUGUUUAAAGAAAAGUCAAGUGCACUUUUUAAAACAAAAAAAAGUUUUCUGUUUAAAAGAUAAUGAAGCUCACUUAGAUUUUUUAUAUGAAAAUAAUACAUUUAAAUUUUCUAAAAAACCACAUGGUCAUGGAGAUAUUCAUUCCUUAAUAAAAAAAUAUAACAUUUUAGAUAAUUUAAUAGAAGAAGGAUAUAAAUAUUUAUAUUUUUUUCAAGAUACUAAUGCAUUAGCAAUUAAGGCAUUAUUUGUUUGUCUAGGUGUUUCUAUUGAAAGACAACUUCACAUGAAUUUUUUAGCAAUUUCAAGAAAACCAGGAGAAGAAAUAGGAGCUAUAUGCAAACUAAUUAGUGGAGAAAAAUCCAUGAGUGUAAAUUUAGAAUAUAAUAUGUUAGAAUCAAUAUUAGCAUAUACAGGAGAAAAAGAAGUUAUAGAUGAAAAUGGGUGUUCAAUAUAUCCAGGUAACACUAGUGCCAUAUUAUUUGAAAUUAAAAAAUAUAAUGAAAUAUUAAAUGCUACCAAUGGAAUAGUACCAGAAUUUAUCAAUCCUAAAUAUACUGACAAUACAAGAGAGCAUUUUAAAAGUCCUACAAGAGUUGAAAGUAUGAUGCAAGAUUUUGCUUUAUAUUUUAAUGGAGAAAAUCAUAAAGUAGGAGUUACUGAAUUAAAUAGAUUUUUGUGUUUUUCAGCUGUAAAGAAUGAUUUUCUUAAUGCACAAAAGAAAAUUGAAAACAAUAUACAUCCUGAAUGCAUGUUUAGUGGAGAAUCAGAUUUAUAUUACAGUAAUUAUGCAUUUAUAGAGUUAGCUUGCUUAUAUAAUAAUAAAAAAAUUACUUUGGAUAAAAUUCCAAUAAAAACUUUUAAUGGGGUUCAAUAUUUUCUUCCACCUAAAAUUUUAAUUGAACCACAAUUUGCUUUUACUUUAAAUGAUUUAAUCAAAAAAAUAAAGGGGAAUAUAACAUUAAGUAAUAAUGCUACACUUUGGAUUAAAACAGAUGCAAUUAUUAAUAAUUUGCAUGUAGAUGGUACAUUAAUUAUUGAAAAACAUAAUAAUGAAGAAGAUAGUGACCCAAUUAUACUAGAUGAAAAUGUUUCUAUAAAAAAUAAAGGAUAUGAAUUUGUUCACCUUGAUAAUAAAUCGGAAAAUGUUUCAAAUAAUUUAAAAAUAAGAGGUUAUAAAUUAAUAAAAAAGGAGGCAUUCAUAAUAAGUAAUUAA
Plasmodium gallinaceum is the source of this 2169-nucleotide messenger RNA. Its product is annotated as UTP--glucose-1-phosphate uridylyltransferase, putative. Gene Ontology annotation, biological process: UDP-N-acetylglucosamine biosynthetic process. NCBI's taxonomy places the organism in Eukaryota, Apicomplexa, Aconoidasida, Haemosporida, Plasmodiidae. The coding region runs from base 1 to 2169 and encodes 722 amino acids. The transcript has a single exon. The record is from RefSeq and is a predicted model, not a curated record. Gene Ontology annotation, molecular function: UDP-N-acetylglucosamine diphosphorylase activity.